GGCCUAUUCAUAUCGCCCUCAAAAUUACCACUGGUACUCGAUUUAAUCAAAUUCCCCGAAAUAUCGAUCUGAGCGACCGGAAUCGAUACUGUGGCGGAACUAGUGGGACUGUGGUGCACUGGUACUGCCGGGUACUCUACGAAGUUGUCUUGGAACGACAACAAGUCGUCUGUGGGCACUUCCUGGAGGUUUGACAUAAUGCCACGAACGUAUUUUUUUUUCUCUAUUGGGUUUUUAUCAUUGUUUGUUGAUUAUGAAUAAAUAGGAUUUGCCAGGAGUUUUGUUUUGGUUGAGAUGUCACUUGAAACAGCUGAUGAAUGAUUCAGUUUUGGAAGAUAUCGACUUUUUUUUUUUGGUGCCAUCUAUGAUCAAAUAAUUUAAAGUUUCUGUGAGCUCAAGUACCUAUUAGUCCAAGGUCAUAUGUACUCAAUGAGGAAUAAAAUUGAAUUUGGUACCACAUUAAAGCCAGUACAAUACCCAUGUUGACACUGUUACGCAUUAAACCAAAUCAUGUGAAUAAGUUUUGGGAUUAAUUUUUGAAGUUGUGAAAGAAUAAUCUUCAAUCCAAUUAUGGGCCUUUACGUCAAAUUGACAUUAAUGUCAGUGGCGUCGCUAGUGGCAGCAGUGGGAGCCUACAUUUACCAAAAGAAAAAGGAAGAAAUUGUCCCGUGGUCUUGGGAAGAAGUGGGAAAACUAACCAAACUCAACUUGUUUCCCCUAAAAAGCGGUCACCGAAUCGAACUCACUUCGGCCGAAUGCACCGAGUUUGGCCUACGUCAAAUUCCCAGCAAUGAUGUCAAUUUUCAAUUAAGAGAUAGGUGUCUAGUAGUCUAUGGCGAAAAAGACCACGAAUUCCGAUCGGCCCGAACUUAUCCGAAAAUGGUGCUAAUUGACGUAUCGGUGCACGACAACGAGUAUUUGGCCGUGGACGCGCCUACUAUGCGAACUUUGUACGUCAAAAUACCGAGCAAGGAUCAAGAGUCGUUUAUCAAGUUGCACAAAGGCGAAGAAAUCUACGCGAUUGAUUGUGGUGACGAAGCAGCCUCUUGGUUCUCGCGCUACAUUCUAGGGAAAGAUUCGGGCCUAAGGCUGGGUUUCCACGACGCCAGUCGCAGAAGGGACUUGAGCAAAACCUAUAAGAACUUGUUCGACUACUACACUAACUUGUCAAACAGCGCUGCGGGGCUCUAUUCCGAUUUGACAGCGGUGCUGUUGCUCAACCAAGCGUCGGUUAGCGAUUUGAACAAGCGUAUUGGCACUGGACAAGUGACGGUCGACAAUUUCAGGCCCAACGUCGUUGUCGAGGGUCCGAAUUUGGACGCGUACGUCGAGGACGAUUGGGAUUGGAUCAAAAUCGGCGACGUGGUUUUGAGAAAUGUCCAAGAGUGUACAAAGUGUAUAAUGACUACGAUUGAUCCGGAAAACGCUAAUAGGAGUUCGGAUAGGGAACCGUUGAAGACUUUGGAAAAAUAUCGCAUGAGCAAUGGACCGGAUAAAUCUCCGGUGAUGGGCGUCAAUUGCGAAGUCAAAGUGGGCGGCGUGAUCAAAUUGGGCGACCGCAUUUACGUGCCCAAAAAGGCGCACAAUCAUCAAUCGAAUGGAACUGUCAAACAUUAGGAAAUCAUUAUAAAUAUUGAUCUGUUUUUUUUUUAAAUAAUAAUAAUUAUAGAAUUGUUGCUGUGUAAAUAUAUUAAUUAGUUGAUCUACGAUCUACAUUUGAAUUUU
Molecule: messenger RNA, 1725 nt
Organism: Ceutorhynchus assimilis (cabbage seed weevil)
Lineage: Eukaryota; Metazoa; Arthropoda; Insecta; Coleoptera; Curculionidae
Source: the annotation of a GenBank genome assembly